Molecule: messenger RNA, 1011 nt
Organism: Rosa rugosa (rugosa rose)
Lineage: Eukaryota; Viridiplantae; Streptophyta; Magnoliopsida; Rosales; Rosaceae
Product: G-type lectin S-receptor-like serine/threonine-protein kinase At1g61420
Exons: 6
Coding region: 1-1011 (336 amino acids)
Biological process (GO): protein phosphorylation
Molecular function (GO): ATP binding; protein kinase activity
Source: RefSeq, a predicted model, not a curated record
AUGGAUCCUACUUAUCUAAAUGUGUUCAACCUUGUAGAAGACGUAGAGAAGGGAACUGCAUAUAUCUCUUUUAAUACAUACAACAGCUCCCCUGUCACAAAUCUGGUGAUUUCACCUGAAGGCGUUUUAAAGCAAAUGCGUAAGAGAGAAGGCAAAGAUUGGGUUUGUGCCAAAGUCAGAGGAGGAGUGGCGCAAAGAAAUCUGGACUGGAGGCUUGGUCAGAAUGCUGACAAUUGCCGCAUAUGGUGCUUGAAUAACUGUUCUUGCUUGGCAUAUGCACAUGUAAUUGGAAUAGGAUGUUUGGUCUGGUCCAAAAGCCUUGUUGACAUCCAACAGUUCUCCUUUGGUGGACAACAACUUUUCCUCCGUCUCGCAAAUUCAGAACUAGUUGGUGAUAACAAGACACGAAAAACCAUCUACAGUGUUGUAGCUGUUUCUGUCGUUACCAUCUCUGGAACCAUCUUAGUUUUCAUUUUCCAUAAGCGCAGAGCUGAUGAAAGGGGAAACAUGAAAGAUGCCAAGGAGCACUUUCAUUGGAUUGGGACAGUUCAUACUUCAAGUGACACUCUUCAGUGUGUAGACCGAAACGAUCCAUCUGAUCUACCUCUGUUGGACUUCGAUAGCAUAUCAAUUGCCACAAACUUCUUCAACGCAGCAAACAAACUUGGGCAAGGAGGAUUUGGUCCUGUGUAUAAGGGAGAGCUGCAAGAUGGAAGGGACAUAGCAGUCAAAAGACUAUCUAGUAGCUCAGGGCAAGGGGUUGAAGAGUUUAAGAAUGAGAUUAUUUUGAUCUCUAAACUUCGACACAGAAAUCUUGUUAGGCUCAUGGGUUAUUGCAUUGACAGAGAAGAGAGGUUGCUAAUAUAUGAGUUCCUGCAGAACAAAAGUUUGGACACUUUUCUUUUUGGUUGGUUCUUUAAGCCUUUAUUACUGAUGGCUCUCAGUUUUGUGAUUCUAGCAUCUCUUUCAUACCUUAAGAAAAUAGACGGAUGGUGUCUUUCUUUUAUCUGA